Molecule: messenger RNA, 1161 nt
Organism: Candida tropicalis MYA-3404
Lineage: Eukaryota; Fungi; Ascomycota; Pichiomycetes; Serinales; Debaryomycetaceae
Gene: HEM15
Product: ferrochelatase
Exons: 1
Coding region: 1-1161 (386 amino acids)
Biological process (GO): heme biosynthetic process
Molecular function (GO): protoporphyrin ferrochelatase activity
Source: RefSeq, a predicted model, not a curated record
AUGAUUUUUAGACCUAGUGUGAGAGCUUGGACUGCUUUUCAAAGAACAUCAUGUUAUAGAUUUAAUUCCACCAAAAGUGCAAAAUCGCCGACCGGUAUUUUAUUUAUGAAUAUGGGAGGUCCUUCUAAAGUUGAAGAAACCUAUGAUUUUUUACUUAGAUUAUUUUCCGAUGGCGACUUGAUUCCAUUUGGUCGCUUCCAAAACUUAUUGGCAAAAUUCAUUGCUACUAGACGUACGCCAAAGAUUGAACAACACUAUAAAGAAAUUGGUGGAGGAUCACCAAUUAGAAAAUGGUCAGAAUACCAAUGUAAGAAGGUUUGUGAAAUAUUGGAUGAUAUAAGUCCAGAAACUGCUCCUCAUAAACCAUAUGUUGCCUUUAGAUAUGCCAAUCCAUUGACCGAAGAUACUUUAAAUGAAAUGAAAAAAGAUGGUGUUACCAAAGCUGUUGCAUUUUCACAAUACCCACAAUUUUCAUAUUCAACAGGUGGUUCAUCAAUGAAUGAAUUAUAUCGUCAAACAUUAGUUCAUGAUCCUGAAAGAACAAUUGAAUGGUCAUUUAUUGAUAGAUGGCCACAAAUGCCAGGUUUAGUUAAAGCAUUUUCUAACAAUAUUAAAGAAAAACUAGCCGAAUUCCCACCUGAAGAUAGAGAUAAUAUUAUCUUGUUAUUCUCAGCACAUUCAUUACCAAUGGAUACUGUUAAUUUAGGAGACUCAUACCCUGCAGAAGUUGCAGCCACCGUUUAUAAAAUUAUGGAAGAAUUGGAAUUUUCAAACCCUUAUCGUUUGGUUUGGCAAUCACAAGUUGGACCAAAACCAUGGUUAGGGGGUAAAACUGCUCAAAUUAUCGAUAAGCUUGAAAAACGUGAUGAUGUGAAAGGUAUAAUUUUGGUUCCUGUCGCAUUCACAUCUGAUCAUAUUGAAACUUUGCAUGAAUUGGAUAUUGAAAUUAUGGAAGAUGCCGAAAAUCCACAUAAAAUUAAACGUGCUGAAUCAUUGAACGAUAACGAAGUUUUCAUCGAAGGUUUAGCUGAAUUGGUUAAAGAUCAUUUGAAAAGUGGAAAGAUAUAUUCCAAACAAUUAGAAUUGGACUGUAUAUUAGGUGGCGAAAAGGCUACUGGAACCUUUAAACAUCCAAGUGAACUCUUUGGCAAACAAAAAUAA